UUUCUCAUUCUCUGAUUGACUCAAACUUGCAUAUUUAUAUGAUUUCAUUUACUUGUUUCUAAAAUCAACUAUGAUUGAUAAUUUAUUUACACAAAGCUUACAUGUAUAUUCCAUAAAAGUAACAAGUAGCCUUUCAAUGUCACUAUUUCACUAUUUCUCCGAUGACUAUCACUCAAAUUUUUGUAUGUCAUUUUUAAUACAUCGAUUUUUUUGUUUUGUUAUUUUUAUUUAGACAACAGCGCUUUCUAAAGCUAGUUCAAACAUAAAUCAUUUCCGGGAAGAUAAUUCUGCAGUUGACCAAAAUCAAAACGAAAACCUUCAAUAUAUAAACGAGUUUAGUUUUUUUUUAAAUACAAUGUGACAUCUGAAUAAAAGAAUUCCGUUUUUUAAUUAGACAGAACUGUCAUUUAUUUAGAUGUAUUGUUUGGGAGGAGCAACAUACCGCAUAAUUUUUUUUAUUUUUACUGUUUGCAUGCAUCCACCAAAAAGUAAUUUGGUUCAAUUAACUCUAGUACUGUGAUAAACAAGGAUUCCACAAAGCGGAACAUCACCUCGCUAAGAACUUAUUUAUAAAUUUAGACAGCAUUUGAUAUCGAUAUUGAGACUCCACCAGAUUCCAGUGGAGCGUUACAAACUCGUGAGUCACGGCAUCUUAUAUCAGCGCUGCAGCAUUUUUGUGCAACUGUGAAAUGGUGUGAAGAUUCCCAUAACAAGUCCGAGAUUGGAUUCGAAUCCGACACGUAGGGAUCAACGCCUUAUUUAUUGACUUUGGAACAAACUCAUUAACCACUGAAUUACAUCGUGUAGCUCAUGAACGACUCUGUAGAAAAUAAAUAUCAUUUCUACAACGAGGUAUAUUAUUGACAAACAAAUGGAUAAAAAAGAAUUUCAACAGGCACGUUUAAAGUCAUCUUUACGUAAGUUCUAUGCGAUAUGGUUGAUACAAUGACCUUGUCAGCAAAAACAAUUUAUCAUUGAAUCAAAUGCUGACUGACGUUUUUCAUAUUAAUUGUUAAUCCAUUAUUUAUACACUGCAUUGACGACAGAUUUUUCCGCUAUUUCUUGAUCAUGACAAGGAGCACACGGCGGGUGAUGCUCACUCCUCCAUGGCACCUAAUCCCACCUCUGAUGUUUUGGAGGUCCGUUAUUGCUCUGCUCCUAUUUUCCUUUGUUUUAUUAACUUUUGAUCUGGAUUACUGUUAGUUAUCUCCAUAUGUUACAUUGUUGACCGGUCACCCGCUUAUUCUUCUUGAUAAUGUAAACGGAAAAUUCGUAGACUAUACAAGGUACGUGAAAAUAAUGAAUUAAUAAUUUGUAUUAAAAAAAUAAGUCAACACUCGACUUAACGGUACUGAAUAGCUAAAAAUCAUAUAUAUGUUUUUAAUAUUGUAAAAUUACUUUAAUUCAGAGUUCAUUGCCUUUUUCUUCCUUCCGAAGUGUGAUUCCAGCUCCAUUUUUAUUGCAUAUUUAGAUAAUAAUCAUAAUUACUUUAAAAAAUCUAAGACUUUAAAUUUUGUGUUACAUCAUUGAAAAGUCUAAAAAGAGAGAAUUUUCUUCAUUAAGUCACCUCAGUCAUUCAGGUGACCUGCGGGAGUAUUGCAUGUUUUAGUUUACAUAAUACCAGAGGAAUUUCGGUUAAUAAGGUAUAUGUAAAGCAGGUUUAGGCUAAUUAUAGUAUUCAAAAUCUUAUUGACGUCGAAGAAGAUUUAUUGUACAUCUUGUGAUUGAAAAAUAUUCAUAUUAUCAUUUUAUCUUUUUCAUCGUUAUUAACAUAGAAAUACUCCAAAACAAGUUGCACCGUGACAGAAAUAUGUAGACAAAAUAUCACUACCCUCUGUGAUUCGGUCGCCCUAUGACCUCUGACACCGAAAUAAAAUUCAUACAGAAUCGAACAUAUUUUCUCUUCAAUAGGUUCAUCUUGUGGUCCUGGUCGGUAUGGACAAAAUUGUUCGUAUAUUUGCUCCAGAAAUUGUAAAGAUGCCAGGUGUGAUCAUGUCUAUGGGAAAUGUAUAUGUAAACAAGGAUGGAAAGGAUCAGACUGUUUGACAGAAUGUUCAAAUGGCACAUUUGGAGAAAAUUGUCUUCAAAACUGCAGUGAUCAAUGCAACAACAAUGAAGUGUGCAACAAUACCAAUGGAGAAUGUCCAAAUGGUUGUAAUAGCAACUACGAGGGUGUAACCUGUCAUAAAAUGAAAUCAGCAAAACCCCAAUCACAACAUGAAAUUACACUGCCUGUCACCAUCGUGAUUGUUGCUUGCUUUCUUGUGCUGAUCAUACUGAUAGUCAUAUAUGUGAUAAUAUGGAAACGGUGAGUAUUUUAGAAUUAAUUAUAUCAAUUAUUCAUUGAUCUUUGAAACACUUAUACAAUUCUUCGCUACGUAUUUAAGAAUUCUUUUGAAAAGCCAGGCUGUGGUCUUAAUACUUCGUACAUAUUACAGUAUGUAUUUAAUUACUUUACUUUCUGCAGAAAAUAUCGACGUGGGGAAUUAAAACGUGACCCUGAACAUUUGCCGACUGAGUCAAAAGAAAGUAAAGACAUUCAUUCGUACACAAAUGAGACGGCUAACUUACAAGAAGAAGCAAAAACAAUUAACAAAAACCAGAAAAUUUCUGUAGCCGACCUUUGGAAGACCAUAGAAGAGAUGUGCGAGGAUAAUGGUUCGGGUUUCAAAGCAGAGUACGAGAAAAUUUCAAAGGGAGAAUUACAUUCAUGUGAUGCGGGGAAAAGGGAUGAAAACAAAACAAAAAACAGAUAUAAAUCAACAUUUCCAUAUGAUCAUUCGCGGGUUAAGUUUCGAAUGACAGACAUGAAAUCUGAUUACAUAAACGCCAACUAUAUAAAGGAUAUAUCAGGCGAGCAGAGAUACAUAGCUACACAAGGUCCAAAAAAGAAAACAGUUGCUGAUUUUUGGACAAUGAUUUGGCAGGAAUCAAUUGAAAUUAUUGUUUGUCUAACAAAUCUGAAAGAAGAAAAAAAAGAAAAGUGUGCACAAUAUUGGCCAAACUGCAACGACAAAGUCCAAAGUGGCAAUUUUACAAUUCGAAACCUGGAGGAGAAGACGUAUUCAAACUACAUUAAAAGACAUCUGAAAUUGCAAAAUACAAUUGGUAAGGAAGAAAAAGACGUGUGGAUGUUUCAUUACACACAAUGGCCAGACCACGGUGUUCCUGAGGCUAUAAAUCUUGUGGUGUUCCAUCGGCAUGUACAGAGAGUUUUUGAUGAGUCUGUAGAGAAAAGUAAAAUAGCUGUCCAUUGCAGUGCUGGAUUGGGUAGAACAGGUACCUUCAUAGCCUUAGACGCCCUCUACCGGCACGGUUUGGAAUCAGGAUCUGUAAAUGUGUCUGAAUAUGUCACUCAAAUGCGAGAUGACAGAAUGAAUAUGGUACAAGGAGAGGAUCAGUACAAAAUGAUUUACACUGCUUUGUAUGAAUCAUUCAGAGGACACCUUCGCCCAGUUACGGAUAAAUUAUUUCUGUCAGACCACCAGACUUUAAAUUCUAAACAUCAAGAAGAUGAAAUUAAAAAAGAACAAGAGGCUGAUGAUUUUAAGGAGCUCGAAUCACUCAAAAUACAGUACGAUAAAACUGAAAAAUCUGCACAGAACAAUGCUGCAUCUAAUUUUACACCAACUGUUAUGCCAGUUGAGAAAUAUAGAUGUCAUGUGCUCUCUGACGAUGGUGAACCGGUUUACUACAACGCUGUCAUUCUUCAGUCAUUCACGAAACCCGAUGGUCUUAUCAGUGCCCAGUAUCCACUUGAGGACCAGUGUGAAGAUUUCCUGUAUCUUGUAAAAGAGAGCAGACCUGGUACUGUAGUUUUUCUUGGGCGGCUUGAAGAUAUUCCCUCGACAAAGAUCUGGUUUCCAUCAAAGAAUAAUUGCAAGGCUGUUGGAAAAUUUACAAUAAAAAUGACAAAGUGUAUCCCUUCAGCUGAAGUCACCAAAACUAAUAUCAUUAUUCAGGGAAAGGGCUUCAAGGACAUCCCUUUAUCUGUUUUGGAAUGCAACUUUUGGAAAGGUGAUGCUUUAACUGCCGAUUGUAAGAAAGUAGUAGAGGCAAUCAAGGAAACAAGACUGGAAGAAUCGACACAUUCAAACAAAAGAACAAUUGUCUUCUCAAGGUAUAUAUAUCCCAAACCUUUAAAAUAUAGACCCCGCAAAUAGAACUUUAAUUAGUUU
Molecule: messenger RNA, 4178 nt
Organism: Saccostrea cuccullata (small rock oyster)
Lineage: Eukaryota; Metazoa; Mollusca; Bivalvia; Ostreida; Ostreidae
Product: receptor-type tyrosine-protein phosphatase T-like
Exons: 18
Coding region: 2643-4163 (506 amino acids)
Biological process (GO): protein dephosphorylation
Molecular function (GO): protein tyrosine phosphatase activity
Source: RefSeq, a predicted model, not a curated record